This is a messenger RNA of Prorocentrum cordatum, 375 nucleotides long. The record is from the annotation of a GenBank genome assembly. Lineage: Eukaryota; Dinophyceae; Prorocentrales; Prorocentraceae.
GCGCUGGUGCUCGAGGAGGCGGGGACCAUCUUCCUGGCGCCGAAGACGGACCUCGUCGCCAUGCCCGGGCCGGUCAUCGCCGCCGCGCCCCACCUGUGGGCGGUCUCCCUGCGCCGCCGCUGGGGCCUCUGGCGCCCGCGGCUGCGCGUGCGCCGCCUGCCCCUCGGGGGCGACCGGGGCGCCGAGGCCCCGACGAUCGCUGCCGGGGAGACCACGGGCCUGCCCGCCGAGGAGCACGGCCCUGGUCAGGCGGCCCCGCGGGGCCUGGGGCCGCGGCACCCGCUGGGCGCCGCCCUGCUCAGGGCGGGCGGGAGCUGCCCCCAGCUCGUGGCCGUGCUGGCGAGCGGGGAGCUGCUGGUGAACGACGUGCGGUGA